AUGGUAAGCAGCAUAUCAGACAAACUGAACACGGCAACGAAAAAAAUUCUUCUACUUCGGCAUUGCGUUUUCUUCUUACGAUGCCCAGAACAAUAUAUCUACCAUCAUGUCCUCUACACAACCGGCACCGCCACUUCGUACAAUAACCCUUCUUUACGCAAUGAAAUCUCCUCCAAAUUUGCAAACCGAGAUUAUUCAAGCAUUUUCUCAAAUUCAAAUUUAACGUACGAAUGUAAUGUUCGAAUGAGUGAAUUGGGUCGUUUAGGAAAAGUAAAUGCAGCCCGUAAAUUGUUCGGCGAAAUGACUGAACGAGACGCUGUUUCUUAUUCUUCCAUGAUCGCCCUUUAUCUCAAAAACAACGACUUUCACAAAGCAGAAGGGAUUUUCCGAGAAAUUCCGGAUAGUAAAAGAAACAUUGUGGCUGAUUCUGCAAUGAUUCAUGCUUAUGUCGAGGCUGGUAAAAUUGAUGAAGCACAGAAAAUCUUCGAUCAAAUGCCAGCAAGGAAUGCAUUCUCUUGGACCAGUUUGAUAUCAGGGUAUUUUAGAAUUGGAAAGGUUGAUGAUGCUCGAGAGCUUUUUUAUAAAAUGCCCGAAAGGGAAAAAAAUGUGGUCACUUGGACUAAUGUAAUUUUAGGUUAUGCUCGAAAUGGGUUGAUUAACGAAGCUCGGGAUGCUUUUGAUCAAAUGCCUGCAAAAAACGUGGUUGCAUGGACUGCAAUGAUAAGUGCUUAUUUUGGGAAUAACCAAGUUGACAAGGCACUUGAAAUCUUUUACAUGAUGCCUCAACCUAACUUGUAUUCUUGGAAUGUUAUAAUUAAGGGUUGUUUGGAUGGUAACAGAGUAAAUGAAGCAAAGAAACUGUUUGAUUCGAUGCCUUGGAAGAAUGUUGUUUCUUGGACUACAAUGGUUAUGGGUCUUGCACGAAAUGGGAUGAUUGAGUUGGCGAGGAUAUAUUUUGAUCAAAUGCCAAAUAAGGAUAUUGCUGCAUGGAACGCAAUGAUUACGGCAUAUGCUGAUGAAGGCCAAAUGGUCAAGGCUAGUGAGCUUUUUGAUUUGAUGCCUACUAAAAACUUUGUGACGUGGAAUGCGAUGAUUGAUGGGUAUGCCAAAAAUUGUCAAGAGAAUGAAGCUUUCAAGCACUUUGUCCUGAUGUUUCGCAGCUGCAUGUGGCCAAAUGAAAAAACUCUUACUAGUCUCCUGAUCUCUUGUGAAAGUACUUUAGGAGUGUCCCAAGCACAUGGGCUUGUUGUGCAGCUUGGAUCUCAUCCUGAAAUGGAGAAGAUUUACACGGUGCUACAGGAUAAGCUUCUCCCUCUAAUGCAAGAGAAGGCUUACGAAAAUGCAAUCCUACCUGCUAUGCAAUAG
Molecule: messenger RNA, 1365 nt
Organism: Fraxinus pennsylvanica
Lineage: Eukaryota; Viridiplantae; Streptophyta; Magnoliopsida; Lamiales; Oleaceae
Source: the annotation of a GenBank genome assembly